This is a messenger RNA of Meleagris gallopavo (turkey), 1105 nucleotides long. RefSeq lists its product as uncharacterized. Gene Ontology annotation, molecular function: DNA-binding transcription factor activity, RNA polymerase II-specific; RNA polymerase II cis-regulatory region sequence-specific DNA binding. Gene Ontology annotation, biological process: regulation of transcription by RNA polymerase II. Lineage: Eukaryota; Metazoa; Chordata; Aves; Galliformes; Phasianidae. The record is from RefSeq and is a predicted model, not a curated record.
UUAAAAGUAAAGCCUAAACUGGGGGAGUGGAGAAGCGGAGCAGGAAGGCCUUUGCGGUUCUUUCUUUGCCUGUGCUUCAGCAGCGACGGGGAGCGCAAAGGUCGGUGCUCGUGGUGCUGGUGUUCAGCCGAGGGUGAGAACUGAUCGCCAACAGUAAGUGUCGUCGGAGUGGACGGAUUCAAUAAGGUUACAGAACAUUUCAAGAUUGAAGAGUGACUUGUGUGAAAGAUGGUAGAUCCUGUGAAAUUACGUGAGUCUUCUAGCUUUCAACUUAACUGGCCACAGCCUGAAGAACCAUCCCAGAAAGAGGAAGAAGAAAGUAAAGAAUCAAAGAUCAAAUACUAUCUGCUAAAAGUUGUUACAGAAGACCACCUUAAGGAGCUAGGCAUUACCAAGCAAGAUUGUCAAGACUUUUCAAGGAACAGACGUGAUGGUUUGGCUGAUAAACUUGGUAAAGAAGGGGAGAAUCGUGAACAGGAGGGAAUGGUACAUGCAGAAAAGCGCAAGGUGUCAUCAGGAAGUCAAAGAGAAAACAUCUUCCAGAACAAUGACCUAGGUUGUCAGAAGGAUGAAAAGUCUCGAAAUGCCAGUUUGCAAACAGCCUUUGAGGAGAAACAGAUAGCGGUAUCCAAGAAGAGAUGCUGUAAUGUGGGAAACUUCCAAGACAAUGUAAUCUCAGCGAGACCUUCACCAGGACAGAGUUCUUAUGAGUGCACUGUGUGUAAGAGAUGUUUCAGCCGCAGCUCAAGCCUCUUCAAUCAUCUGUGUACCCAGACUGCAAAAACACUUCACAAAUGCACACAGUGUAAGAGGGUCUUCAACUUCAACUCAGCUUUAAUUCAGCACCAAAAGAUGCACCAGAGGCAGAAAAUAUUAUUAGAGUGUUCAGAUUGUGGUGAUCAUUUUACUUGCAGAUCUAGCCUCAUUAUCCAUCAAAAGACUCACAAAAGAGAGAAGAGGCCCUAUAUGUGCUCACAGUGUAAUCAGUGUUUCUACCGUGCUUCUGAGCUGAUAACUCAUGCUCACAUGUGAAUGUGAUCCUUUGAGUCUCAUUAAGCUGGAGCUACAUGAAUAAGAAAGAAGCACCAACCUGUCUACUUUUUUU